Molecule: messenger RNA, 4023 nt
Organism: Hypanus sabinus (Atlantic stingray)
Lineage: Eukaryota; Metazoa; Chordata; Chondrichthyes; Myliobatiformes; Dasyatidae
Gene: scfd2
Product: sec1 family domain containing 2
Exons: 9
Coding region: 80-2122 (680 amino acids)
Biological process (GO): vesicle-mediated transport; intracellular protein transport
Source: RefSeq, a predicted model, not a curated record
UUCUAUUCUGCGUCAUCUUUGGCUGACGGUGCUUUGCUGUAUGUCAAGUUGCCUCUAGUGGUUUUCGGACCCAGAAAGCAUGAGUGAUGGACCUGGUUUGGGGUCGAAAUUUGUGGGGGUUGCCCAUAACGUAUGGGAGAAGGUGUGCGAUAAGGUUAAAAGGGCGGUGGUGUUCAUAGACUCGGGGUGCGCUGAGAGCUUACACUGGGUCGGCGGCAUAAGUAAAUUGCUCCAGGCCGGCGCCCUCAACGUUAAAGAAUUCAGCUCCUUCGAAGCUGGAUCCCCGGAGCAAGCCAAAGCGGUUUUCGUGGUGAGCACUGUGUUAAAGGGGCGCACAGCUGAUGUCAUCCGUGAUAUUGUCACCCUAAGCUCCUUCCAGUACUGUGUGGUGAUCACCGCAGUCAGCCACUCUGUCCACUUGCUUGCCAAUAAUGUGACUGCCGAACUCGAGCAGGAGCUGGUCUUCGAGCAAUUCGGGGAGUUAUUGUGUCAGUGGAUGGGUAAUAUGAACUAUACAGGGGAGGUCAUGCACCUGCCUAUAUUAAUCGCUCCCCUUGCUCCCCACCUGUUCAUCACUACACCCUAUUCAUCAUUUUUCUCUUUUGUGCCUCAAGACCUGAAAUUGCUCAACAACACCCGGCCCGAUAAAAAGAAAUUUGGAAGCCUGAAUGACGUCGAUUAUCAUUCUUUGCCUUUUGAACUUCAAAUUCAAAUCAAGUCAUUAGUUUCAUCCUUGAACUCUAUAUUUGAGCUGGUACAGCUCAAAGAGGAAUGUUUUGCAGUUGGCCCUACCAGUAGAUUAAUUGCAGGAGAACUUGCUAAUUAUCCACCGGCAAAACAGAGAAGAAAAAACGCUCAACAUAAAGCAUCUAUUGUCUUUAUAGAUCGAACACUUGAUCUUUCAGGUGCUGUUGCGCAUCAUGGCGAUACUCUAGUUGAGAAGAUUCUUCACAUGCUGCCCAGGUUUCCGGGGCUCACCAGUGAUGUAAAGGUUAACAUGGUGGACCUAACAGCUGUCCAAAGUAAUGAAGAAACUCAAAAUAUGAUAGCGCCAGGAUGCUUAUCUCAACCGAAUGACCCUUCAGCCAAAGCUCUAUGGGAGUCCAUGUUAAACAUGAAACAUAAAGAGGCUGUGAUGGAAGUGCGGAGGCACCUAGUGGAGGCUGCUAGCAAGGAGAAUCUCCCUAUUAAGAUGAACUUGGGUAGAGUCACACCUGAACAGCUUAAUUCGUUUGCGCAAUUAUUUAAGAACAAUGUGAAAGCUUUGGAAAAUCACUGUGGGCUCUUGCAACUUACCAUGGCAACAGUGCAGACUUUGGGACAUGCUUCCUACUCAAAAUGGGACAACUUUCUUGCUUUUGAAAGGCUGCUUUUGCAGACCUUGGAGCAUUCCGAUUUGUCAUGUGUUUUAACCCAGCUUCUGUCCUUAAUCAAGUCCCAUGAGAAAAGGGACCCCUCUGAUUUCAACCUGGAAGAAGUUCUUGUUCUGUUGGUUUUCAUCUACUCUGUGGUAGGAGAACACAAGUUGGACAGCACAACAGAUAAAGCUGAAUGCCAGGUCAAAAAAGCCUUGAGGAUGUCAUUGUGUGCUGAACCUAAUUUAUCUCAGGCACUCCAUGAAAUGACAGGUUGUUCUUCAUCAUCUGAAUUAACAUCUGACAUAGCCGCUGAUGUUGUGGAGCAAGUAUUUGAGACACUACGGGGCAUAGCAAGGGCACGGGCACACAUGAAACAGUUCAAGACUUUACACAUUCCCGGUGGCAAUACCCAUCAGGCAACAUACAAACCUUUGGUGAAGCAGAUUUUGGAGGAGAUAUUUCACCCAGACCGAACUGACACAGUGGAUAUUGAAUACAUGUCUGGUGGUUUAACUGAACUGCUCAAAACUGGAUUCAGUAUGUUCAUGAAGGUGAGCCGGCCCCAUCCCAGCGACCAUCCCUUGCUAAUCGUGUUCCUUUUGGGUGGAGUCACAAUCUCAGAAGUACGAAUGAUAAAAGACCUUGUCUCAACAUACAAACCCAACUCUCAGGUGAUUGUGCUGUCAACUCGACUACUAACACCACUUGAUGUGACUCAGCUCAUCUUUGCAAAUAACAGACUACAUCCAGAUAUUGGAGUGUAACAAAUACAGAGUUGCUAGCCAUAAAUUUUCAACUGUUCUGCAAACUCAGAAAUCCAAGACAUCUACCUGAAUAUAUGAAAAUAAAUGGAUAUGCUGCAAUUUGCCUCAAUGCCCUUUUGUGAUAAGGGAUAACAGUCAAAUAACCUGUCUGACAUUCAAAUGAGCCAUGUAAAUAAGUUUGUCAUUUUUAUCAAAGCUAUGUGACUCAGCUUUCAAAGCAGCUUUUUCCAGAAUAUAUUUUUACACUAGCUUGAAGAGUUUAGAAUUUUAUAUACACAAAGUACUACAGCUUUGAAAUAAAAACAUCAAUAUUAGAAUUAACAUACCAGGAUUUCUAGAUUACAGCUGUGCUUAGUGAAAGGAUGGCAUUCCACUCCUGAAAUCUCAAGUGGUCAAUUUCUACUUGUCUACAUGUUCAUUGUACUAACUGGGUAAGAGGCAGCGUUUGUAUUAAAUACUUUAAAAUCAUAAUUUUGCCUAAAAUGUUCAGUGACUUUAAGUAGAUACUCUGGGAUACACUUAAUAUAUUUAAUGAUUUUAGUACUAGAAACUCAACAUGAACUCUGAGCUGACUUAAAUAGCAGCCAGAAGUGACCCACUAUACAAUCAUGGACUAAUUCAAAUAGUUGAGAUUAGAUAUGCUUAAAGUGCUUGGUCACAUAAGUAUGCUUGGAACCCAGCUGACAUUACAAUUAGAAGGUGGCAAAAUAAACAGCAAGUGAACAUACUCUAAAUUGACAAUGAUUAUGUACACAAUCAUUUCUAUGAAAGAUCUUUCAUAAAACUCUAGUAUGUUUGGUUCAACUGUUUAUUUAUCAACAUGCUGGUAAGUAUGCGCUCUUUGGAAAGGAAUUCCUACUGCAGAGAUCAAAGAGCCUGGAUAUGCAUAAAGUGCACUUAGAAAGACUUUUCAAGCCUAUUGCACUUAGGGCUGUAGGAAACCCAUUCCAUUAAGACAGGCAUUGUCCAACUUGGCUUUGACAUUUGACCCAAGUUAAAACUAACUCCAAUUUGGAACACACUCUGGAAAUGCUGGAAAUGCAAAGCAACACAUACAAAUUGCUGGGAAUGAAUAAACAGUUAACAUUUCAGGUUGAGACCCUUGUUCAGGACUGGAAAGGAAGGGGAGGGCACCAGAAUAAAACUGUGGGGGGGUGGGCAAGGAGGAUAACUAGAAGGUGGUAGGUGAGGGCAGUUGGGUGGGAAAGGCAAGGGCUGAAGAGGAAGGAAUCUGAUAGAGGAGAGUGGAUCAAAGGAAAAAGGAAGAGGGGACCCAAGGGAAAAAAAUUAAUUUCUCCUCCUAGUUAAAUUCCCUCCCUCUUCCCUCUUAUUUCCCACUCUGGACUCUUAUCUCUUCUCACCUGUAUUACCCUUUCUCCAAUAGUCCACCUAUCAGAUUCCUUUCUCUAUAGUCCUUUACCUUUCCUACCCACCUGGCUUCAGCUAUCAUCUGACCCCUCUCCCCUGCCUUUUUAUCCUGGCACCUUCCCCCUUCCCUUCCAGUCCUAAAGAAGCCCACAACAUUGACUGUUUAUUCAUUUCCAUAGAUCCUCAGCUCCUUCAGCAUAUUGUGUUGCUCCAAUUUGGAAGCUGUUUUGUAUUGGGUGUGGGAUGAGAUAUCAUACUUAUAUCAACAUUUUCAUAUUCUCUCAGGAAUGGGGGGGGGGGGGGGUUGAAGAAAAAUGCAAGACUGAAGCAGAUGAUUUUGUACAGCAGCAAAUGCUACCUCAUACUGGCUAAAAUGAAGUAGAAAGAGAACAACGUUGCCUAUGUAAUAGCUUUAUUCAAACGAAGCUAGUUCAUUGAAACCACACAUAUGAAGGUUGAUCUGACUUCUGACAUAUUUGAACAGCCAUCCAAACCAGCACGUGGAAACAACUACUGGGAUGAUUAUUCCACAU